Linum trigynum is the source of this 3376-nucleotide messenger RNA. Lineage: Eukaryota; Viridiplantae; Streptophyta; Magnoliopsida; Malpighiales; Linaceae. The record is from the annotation of a GenBank genome assembly.
CUUUCAUUUGCCUAUAAAUUGGCACAAAACCCUCCUCCUCUUCAUCAACACAACCAGUAGCAGUGUCCCAAAAACAAAGUUAUAACAACACUUCCCAUACAAAAUGGGGAAACGAGUGUGACACCACAAACCAAACACGAGCACAAAAACGCCAGAGCUACUGCUUUUUUUUCUUUUUCUUCUUCCUUCUCUUUGGUGCAAAAAAAUGGAGCAUUUCUACCUCAGCCUCCUCCUUCUCUUCGUAUCCUUCGUCACCCUCUCGCUGUUCCUCGUCUUCUACAACCACCGCUCUCAGUACAACUUCCAAAACCUCCCGCCGGGGAAACCCGGCCUGCCUUACGUCGGCGAGACGCUCGACUUCCUCUCCACCGGGUGGCAAGGCCGCCCUGAAAAGUUCGUGUUCGACCGCAUCGCAAAGUUCUCGUCCGAGGUGUUCAAGACCAACAUCGUCGGCAAGCCCGCCGUGGUCCUCGCCGGAGCCGCCGGGAACAAGUUCCUCUUCUCCAACGAGAACAAGCUGGUGGUCGCCUGGUGGCCGGACUCCGUCAACAAGAUCUUCCCCUUCACCCAGAACAGCUCCUCGGUCGACGAGUCCCGCCGCAUGCGCAAGCUCCUCCCCCAGUUCCUCAAAGCCGAAGCCCUCCAUAGGUACAUUGGGAUAAUGGAUUCGAUCGCCGAACGCCACUUCGCGUCCGGCUGGGAGAAGAAGCAAGAAGUACUGGUGUUCCCUCUAGCCAAAAACUACACCUUCUGGCUGGCGUGUCGCCUGUUCGUGAGCGUAGAGGAUCCGAGCCACAUCGCCAAGUUCGCGGCGCCGUUCAACCUGGUGGCCUCCGGGAUCUUCUCCGUGCCGUUGGAUCUGCCGGGGACGCCGUUCAGGAAGGCCAUCCGUGCGUCCAAUUUCAUCAGGGCCGAGUUGCUCAACAUCAUACGUCAGCGGAAGGUGGAUUUGGGAACGGGGAAGGCCUCCGUGACGCAGGACAUCCUGUCCCACAUGCUCACUAUCAGCGACGAGGCCGGCCGGUUCAUGACCGAGCUGGACAUCGCCGACAAGAUCCUCGGCCUCCUCAUCGGCGGCCACGACACGGCGAGCGCGGCUUGUACGUUCAUCGUCAAGUUUCUGUCCGAGCUGCCACACGUUUAUGAUGGAGUUUACAAAGAGCAAAUUGAGAUAGCAAAAUCCAAGAGAUCAGGAGAGUUACUGAACUGGGAUGACAUCCAGAAGAUGAAAUACUCAUGGAACGUAGCUUGUGAGGUGAUGAGGCUCGCCCCGCCGCUUCAAGGAGGGUUCAGGGAAGCCAUUAAUGACUUCAUUUUCAAUGGCUUCUUCAUCCCUAAAGGCUGGAAGCUGUAUUGGAGUGCGAAUUCAACCCACAAAAGCAGGCAGUACUUCUCUGAACCGGAAAAGUUCGACCCGAGCAGGUUCGAAGGCGGUGGGCCGGCGCCCUACACGUUUGUUCCAUUCGGUGGCGGCCCGAGGAUGUGCCCAGGAAAGGAAUACGCCCGGCUGGAGAUCCUGGUGUUCAUGCACCAUCUGGUGAAGCGGUUCAGGUUCGAGAAGCUGAUUCCCGACGAGAAGAUUGUGGUGGAUCCGAUGCCCAUCCCGGCUAAAGGCCUACCUGUGCGCCUCUUUCCUCACAAGGGGUAGGAAAAUGGCAUGUAUCUAAUUAAGUAGUAGCAAUUAAGUUUCUGUGUACUGUUCGUUUUAUGGUUUGCCGGAUUUGGAUAUGUAAUGCAGAUAUGAAUAUGUCUUUUUAGUACCAAGUACCAAUCACUUUUCAUAUAUAUCUAUCUAUUGGGUAAACUUUAGGGUACGACAUACGUGCCGAGUAAGAAAAGGGUAUCAAGAUUUUGAAUUAACUGGAUUUUAGACAUGAUACUAUACCUUAACUCUUGAUCGGUGAACCCUAGGCCUUCGAUAUCUAAAUCAUAGAACCUUGCGCCCCUGAGAUUGUGCAUGUAAUUUGUUAUAUAUUUCGACGAAUCAUGACCGUCGAUUUUUGUUUCUCGUUCAAUUAAUCUUUAGUGUUUUAGAUUUAUAUAGAACUUAGAUAUAGUUUUAAUCUUUGAGGGUUUGGGAAUAGUACUAGAUGCCAAACUCCAGUCAAUCCAAGGUCUAGAUAUCAUUUUCUUACUCAAUGUAUGUCAUACCUUUGAUUUUACCCAAGGUAUGAUAGAAUCACUCAUAUAUAUAUGGUGGUUACUUUGAUGCACUCACUUUUUUGUGCAUUCAAUGCAACCAACUCUAAAAAAGUGGUCAUAAUACAUCAUAUUUGAACUUUAACAGGUAGAAUUAGUAUAAUAUGAUGAUAUAAUACAGAAUCACAACUAAUCAAUCCAUUACCUAACCAAUUAACGUUCAAUUUUGAAUCCCAACCCAAAAUCCCAAAUUGUAAACCCUAACUCUAACCCGAAAUUCGUAAAACCUAAAUCAUUCAAAUUAAAGUGAAUCUUGAAUAAUUUUAGUACAAAUUCAGGUGCAUCAUACCACAGGUGAUGAUUGACAACGUUUUCACAUGAAUCACCACCUGUUAAGAAUGACGAUUAUAAGGCGAGUGCAUUGAACACAAAAAAAAAAGUGAGUGUAUCGAAGUAGCCACCAUAUAUAUUAUGUACUCGUAUCAAAUACAUUAACUAAAGAUAAUAAAAAAAUGUAUGAUAUACUGCAGUACUAUACAUAUUUUUUGUGGAAAAGCUAGGGUUGCGGUAUCAGUGAACGGAGGCUCGACACAGAGGACAAUGAGGGUUUUGAGUGAGCCAAGGGUCGAAGCAAGCCUUAUGAUACAAGUGGUGGCACACGAGAAGAGAGCUACACACGUCACCAUCCUUGAACUUGUCCAAGCAGAUUGAACAUUCCUCCGGCAAGCUUCUUCUUCUUCCUUGUUCUUCAUCGACUUCUUCUUCUUCUUCUUCUUCUUCUUCUUCGCCCCUUCUCUUGAAUACCACAAUGCCAUACCCUAAACGUCGAGACGGCGGAGGAGGUGGAGGAGAAGGAGGCCGACAGAAGCACCAUUUUACCAAACUAUAAACACCCCAAAUAGCGAAACCCAAUAAAAACAAUUCUAAAACCCUCCAGAAGGAUGGCCAAUCCAUUCGAUGACAAUGGGAUUUGUCCUGUGUGCAAUUGGCCGAAGCGUUCAUCGUCGUCGUCGCGGCCGACCAAUAUUACGCUAGCUCCAGCUUUCGUUGAAAUUAAGUAGGUAUUCCCUUUGCUAUGUAUUGUAUAUACAUAUAUUUGUACUUGGUUGGUUCGUUCUAGACUUCUAGUGGAAGAAGGAAAAGCUAUCCUAUAUCAUUGUGGAUUCGGACUUGGGAGUACGUACCGCUAAUUCGGAGAAUUAUUUUAGGUUAUAUAUAAUAUAAUAGAUUAAAUUCA